GAGUUACUGAUAUACUGUAAUUCUCUGUUAAAUCUUAUUAAUCUUUCUUUGCACACUUGCCUUUUUCUUCUCUCUCUCUGGAUCUUCAGUCAAAAUUCUCACUUUCUGGCUCUCAGAUCCUCUGUAAUUGAUAUAAUCUAACCUUACUCCUUUCUUCCUGGCCCGAAGUUAUCGUUCAAUUUGUUCGCUUCGGGCUGGAAUCAUUCCUCAAUUUGGAGAUUUUGUGUAUUUUGGUCGUGUUAGGGUUCGUUUAAGAGGAAUUCAAGCUGGAGCAAUUAAAGACCAUUGGGCGGGAGCUGGCAAUGGGCUCCCAAGGAGGGUUUGGGCAAUCCAAGGAAUUCCUUGACCUAAUAAAAUCUAUUGGAGAAGCUCGAUCCAAGGCGGAAGAAGAUCGGAUUGUGCUGCAUGAAAUCGAGAUGCUCAAGCGGCGGAUAUCGGAGCCGGAUAUUCCGAAGAGGAAGAUGAAGGAGUACAUUAUCAGGCUUGUUUAUGUGGAGAUGCUUGGGCAUGACGCAUCUUUUGGUUACAUUCAUGCGGUCAAGAUGACUCAUGAUGAUAAUAUACAUUUGAAGAGGACUGGGUAUUUAGCUGUUACCCUUUUCUUGAAUGAGGAUCAUGAUUUGAUUAUUUUGAUUGUAAAUACUAUACAGAAGGACCUGAAAUCGGAUAACUAUUUGGUUGUUUGUGCCGCAUUGAAUGCUGUUUGUAAGUUGAUCAAUGAGGAGACUAUACCUGCUGUGCUGCCUCAAGUUGUAGAGUUGUUGGGACAUCAAAAAGAGGCUGUUAGAAAGAAGGCUAUCAUGGCAUUGCACCGGUUUUAUCAGCGAUCACCUUCUUCUGUUAAUCACCUUGUAUCCAAUUUCCGAAAGAGGCUGUGCGACAGUGAUCCAGGAGUUAUGGGUGCAACUCUUUGCCCACUUUUCGAUCUCAUUACAAUCGAUGUCAAUUCUUAUAAAGAUUUAGUUACCAGUUUUGUAAGCAUUCUGAAACAAGUGGCUGAACGCAAACUGCCAAAGAGCUACGAUUAUCAUCAAAUGCCAGCUCCUUUUAUCCAGAUAAAACUUUUGAAGAUCCUGGCACUUUUGGGUAGUGGUGACAAGAAGGCCAGUGAACAAAUGUAUACUAUUAUAGGAGAUAUAAUGCGAAAAUGUGAUUCAACCAGUAAUAUUGGGAAUGCCGUUCUUUACGAGUCUAUAUGCUGUAUUUCCUCCAUACAUUCCAGCCCCAAACUUUUGGAAUCUGCUGCUGAUGCAAUUUCCAAAUUUUUGAAGAGUGAUAGUCAUAAUCUGAAGUAUCUCGGCAUUGAUGCUCUUGGUAGGUUGAUAAAGCUGAGUCCAGAAGUUGCUGAGCAGCACCAACUUGCUGUCAUAGAUUGUCUGGAGGAUCCAGAUGAUACCCUCAAGAGGAAGACAUUUGAACUGCUGUAUAAAAUGACCAAGUCAUCAAAUGUUGAAGUAAUUGUUGACCGCAUGAUUGAUUACAUGAUAAGCAUUAAUGAUAACCAUUACAAGACGGAAAUAGCAUCCCGGUGUGUUGAACUUGCUGAGCAAUUUGCACCAAGCAACCAAUGGUUCAUCCAGACUAUGAACAGGGUGUUUGAGCACGCAGGUGAUUUAGUUAACAUCAAGGUUGCUCAUAACUUGAUGCGUCUGAUUGCGGAGGGGUUUGGUGAGGAUGAUGAUACUGCAGAUAGUCAGUUGAGAUCUUCCGCAGUAGAAUCUUACCUAAGAAUUAUUGGAGAUCCAAAGCUUCCAUCUGCAUUUCUCCAGGUUAUUUGUUGGGUAUUGGGGGAAUAUGGAACUGCAGAUGGAAAGUAUUCAGCUUCGUAUAUUACCGGCAAACUUUGUGAUGUUGCUGAGGCAUACUCUACUGAUGAUAUUGUCAAGGCGUAUGCAAUAUCAGCACUUAUGAAAGUUUACUCUUUUGAAAUAGCAGCUGGGAGGAAAGUUGACAUCAUCCCUGAGUGCCAAUCACUCAUUGAAGAGUUGUUAGCAUCCAACUCAACAGAUUUACAGCAGCGUGCAUAUGAACUUCAAGGAAUCCUUGGUUUAGAUUCUCAUGCCCUUGCCAACAUAAUGCCGAUGGAUGCAAGUUGCGAAGACAUUGAGAUUGACAAAAGCCUUCCCUUCCUCAAUAAUUACGUUCAGCAGUCUCUGGAAAAAGGGGCUCAGCCUUACAUUCCUGAAAAUGAGCGGUCUGGAAUAAUAGAUGUCAGCAGUUUUAGAAGCCAGGAACAUCCUGAGACAUUAACUCAUUCCCUUAGGUUUGAGGCUUAUGAGCUACCGAAACCUGUGAUGCCAUCCCGAGUUACUCCAAGUACGCAAGCUUCAUCAAGUGAACUGGUUCCAGUACCUGAGCCAACUUAUCAUUCAGAGAGCCACCAAGCUGCACCAUCUUUCCCCUCUGCAUCUAGUACUGCAUCAGAACUAAAACUGAAACUUGAUGGGGUUCAAAAGAAAUGGGGUAGACCAACUUAUUCUACUGCGCCAUCCACUUCAAAUGCGGACACCCAGAAAUUUCAAAAUGGUGCUUCUCAGGUUGGAGCUGGUAGUAGUUCAAGUUUGAAAUCUCGCGAUCUGUCUUAUGAUUCAAGGAAGCAGCCUAUAGAAAUAUCUCCAGAAAAGCAAAAACUUGCUGCUUCACUUUUUGGGGCUGCUUCAAAGUCCGAUAACAGGCAAUCUGCUUCUAGCCAAAAGGGUUCAAAGGCUCAGAUUCGCGCUGCAGAAAAAUCUCAAGCUGUUAAGAAUGCAACUCCUGAUACAGUGACGAGAGAGAUAACCGUCCAGCCACAGCGUGACUUACUUGAUUUAGGAGAAACCUUUCCCACUAAUCUACAAUCCGUGGAUCCUUUCAAGCAAUUGGCAGGUCUCCUUGACCUUACACAAGAGACUUCAUCUUUGAAUUCUGUUGAAGGAGGUUCCAGUACGAUACCAAAAAUCACUUCGUUAUAUGGGGAAACAUCCUUGAACUUGCAGAAUGAGAAUGUUGCGAGCUCACUUUCCUCUGGUGGGGAUGCUGUGGAUCUGCUUUCUGGAUUUUCAGAUGCACCAUCUAGCGGAAAUGGACAUGGAGGAAACAAUAUAACAAAUGCAACUCAGCAUUUGAGUAAGGGACCCAAUGCUAAAGACUCCUUGGAAAGGGAUGCACUCGUAAGGCAGCUGGGUGUGACACCAACCGGUCAAAAUCCCAAUUUGUUUAAAGAUUUGUUGGGCUGAAUUUGUGGUUGAUGUCUCAUAUAGUUUCUUUGGGUACAAUUGUUGUAUGAUUUUGCCAACCCAGUUCGGAGAAUAAAACUCGCAUAAGUUUUUCUAUAAUUUCAGAGGAUUAGAAUACAAUUGUAAAUUGGAUUGUCGGCAAAAUUGUAAUUUUUGAACUUGUAGAAUAGUCGAGCACUCGAGCUUUUAGUAUGUGCAUGGUUUUUUUUUUUUUUGUUUUUGAGUUUUCCGGGAACAUUGGUAUAUUGAAAUGGGAGAUUUUUGUUUUCGUCAUCACGACGAUGUUUCCAUGUAUGGUUACACGCUUAUAUGAUGAUUUAUUAAUGUGGUUGGAACAAGAUUUUCAGUAACUCCUAAAUAACUUGGGAAGUAAAUAAUUUUCC
This is a messenger RNA of Oldenlandia corymbosa var. corymbosa, 3598 nucleotides long. NCBI's taxonomy places the organism in Eukaryota, Viridiplantae, Streptophyta, Magnoliopsida, Gentianales, Rubiaceae. The record is from the annotation of a GenBank genome assembly.